Messenger RNA from Sebastes umbrosus (honeycomb rockfish), 5796 nucleotides. RefSeq names its product trafficking protein particle complex 8 (gene trappc8). Gene Ontology annotation, cellular component: phagophore assembly site; TRAPPIII protein complex; cytoplasmic vesicle. The coding region runs from base 387 to 4832 and encodes 1481 amino acids. The transcript has 30 exons. Gene Ontology annotation, biological process: protein localization to phagophore assembly site; endoplasmic reticulum to Golgi vesicle-mediated transport. The record is from RefSeq and is a predicted model, not a curated record. Gene Ontology annotation, molecular function: protein binding. NCBI's taxonomy places the organism in Eukaryota, Metazoa, Chordata, Actinopteri, Perciformes, Sebastidae.
AAAUGGCUCUUUUGACAGUAAAGGUUGUUGACCCCUGAGUUAAGGCAAACAACGUAUAUUGCCUCUACGAUAUACAGUAUAUAUAUAUAUAUAUAUUUAUAUAGUCUCGCGAGAGAUUUAUUUACAGAUCGCGGAUCAGAUUUCGCGAUUUUCGAGUUCCCUUCUAGACCCACUCAGAGUUCUGUUGCUGUUGCCGUGGAGAGGAACAGGAAGUGGUCGUCAGGCCUCAUCAGCUGACCGGCUCAGCUCUAACAGGAAGUCUGCUGGUGAAGUCAACAUGGCUGCCGUCUGCUAGUAGAGGAGGAGCAGAGCUCUAGAGAUGAGAUAGUCUCCAGGACAGUUGACUCGGUUCCGUGUGUUUAGCUGGUGUCGCCGCUGGUCCCGACAUGGCCCAGUGUGUUCAGUCCGUGCAGGAGUUCGUCCAGGACUCGUUCGUCCCCAUGGUGGCCGUGUUGUGUAGUGAAGAAGCGGAGACGGUGACUCGCAAGAACAACCUGAGCUUCGCGGAGCUGCUGCGGCCUUUCUGCAGACUGACGUCCGAAGGACACAUCCGGGACCCCAAUAACCAGGUGCAGGUUGUGAAAAACCUGCGCAUCUGUGUCAACAAUGUGGUGACGAGCCCAAACACAGCAUCUGCUACGUUCAGCCCCGCCCAGCGCCGACUGCUCAAUGAAGUGGUCUUAUCCUGCCAGCCACAAGAGGGUGCUGCUAACAGCGUGAUCACAGCAGGAGACUAUGACCUCAACUUUAGUGAUCACUCUCUUAAAGCUAGCACGCCCUGGUACAGUGCCUGGAGAGAAACACUGUUGGAAGUCAGCACCUCCAAGCACUACACAGCAACCACGCCCUGGUUUGAAGCCUACAGGGAGAACUUCCUGCAGUCGAUGCCCGCCUCCGACCAUGAGUUUCUCAAUCACUACCUCGCCUGCCUGCUGGUGGUUUCCUCCACUGAGGCAGUCCCAGUGGAGCAGUUCCUCAAGCUUUCCCAGGAGCAGCACAGGAUUCAGCACAGUGGAGACUACACCAACCCCAAGUGGUUCAUCCCCAACACGCUCAAGUACUACGUCUUACUGCACGACAUGAGCCAGGGGGGUGAACAGAGGGCAGAUUCGGUGUACGAAGAUAUGAAGCAGAGGUACGGCCAUCAGGGCUGCUACCUGUUGAAAAUGAACUCUCGCACCAUCUCGGCGGAAGAAGAUGAACAAAUUCCGGACCCCUGGACUCAAUACCUGCACAGGAAUAAUCUGCAGAACCAGGAUGUGCUCGAUGAUGCAGCUGUGAACAGUGCUGCUGUUGAGAACAACGUCAGUGCAGCUGAAGUGGACUGCCAUCACUCAGCAGAGAAAGAUGGAGCAUCCAACAGCCUGGACAGCCAUCCUCUCCAGCUGGACACAGUGAGCAGUCCAGGAAGCCUGCACACCCUCAGUGCCGUUAACACCGACCUGAAGAAAGGUGCGAGAGAUCCAGAGGGCCCGGCGGGGGGCGCAGGGAGCCACGGGGCGUGUCUGACCCUGAAUGACCACGACCACAUCAGACAGUUCAUCCAAGAGUUCACCUUCAGAGGCCUGCUGCCGCACAUAGAGAAGAACAUCAGACAGCUCAACGACCAGCUGGUGUCCAGGAAAGGUCUGAGUCGGUCUCUGUUCACUGCCACCAAGAAGUGGUUUGGCGGAGGGAAAGUUCCAGAGAAGAGCAUCAGUGAACCAAAAAGCACAUUUGGCCUUCUAUAUCCCCCAGAAGCCCCCGAGCUGCAGAUCAGAAAGAUGGCCGACCUGUGCUUCCUGGUCCAGCACUAUGAGCUGGCCUACAGCUGUUACCACACUGCCAAGAAAGACUUCCUGUCAGACCAGGCCAUGCUGUAUGCUGCAGGAGCACUGGAAAUGGCUGCAGUAUCAGCCUUCCUGCAGGCUGGAGCUCCCAGACCAUAUCCAGCACACUACAUGGACACGGCAAUACAGACGUACAGAGAUGUCUGCAAGAACAUGGUGCUGGCUGAGCGCUGUGCAUUACUCAGUGCUGAGGUACUCAAGAGUCAGGGCAAAUACUCAGAUGCUGCAACUCUCCUCAUCAAGAUGACCAGCGAGGACUCUGACCUGCGCAGCGCUCUGCUGCUGGAACAGGCUGCCCACUGCUUCAUUAACAUGCGUAACCCCAUGGUGCGCAAGUUUGCCUUCCAUAUGAUCCUGGCUGGUCAUCGUUUCAGCAAAGCAGGACAGAGGAGGCACGCACUGCGCUGUUACUGCCAGGCCAUGCAGGUGUACAAGGAGAGGGGCUGGUCUCUGGCGGAGGACCACAUCAACUUCACAAUCGGCCGUCAGUCCUUCACACUCGGUCAACCAGAGAGCGCCGUAACAGCCUUCAGACAGAUCCUGACUAAUGACAGCAGGCAGACGGCCACACAGCAGGGCGCCUUCCUCAGAGAAUACCUCUAUGUCUAUAAGAGUGUGAUAGUGGGGAAUGAAGACAGCCUCCCCCAGCUGCCUCUGCCCUGCAUCCACAGCUCAGCCACGAGGGUCUACUUCGGACAUGAACGCCGCCUCGCAGAAGGUGAAAAGCAGGCAGCCACUCAUGUGUCCCUGGACCAGGAGUAUGACCAGGACCUGGCAUCCAUGUGGUGCCACCUAGAGGAGCAGCUUGUGGCUGCCACCAGCAGGGGGACUGUCCCAGCGGGCUUCCAGCCCACCCAGUGCUGCCUGAACAGCCAGACAGACAACCUGCGCUGCCCACUGGCUGUGGCAGAGGAGCCAAUCGUAGUGGAGGUGACAUUCAGGAACCCUCUGAAGGUUCCUCUGGCUCUGUCCAACCUCUCACUCCUCUGGAGGUUCGCUGAUGAUGAUGAUGAUGACGAUGAUGAUGAUGAUGAUGCGAAGACGACUGAAGAGUUGUCAGGAGAGGCUAUCACCAGUGAGGAGACCCUGCCUCUAUGGACGACACAGCGAGAAGACAUCGCCACCACUGAGAUCAUCCUGGAGUUUCUUAUGGGUCCAGAGGAGACCAAAACGGCUCGACUCCGGCUGCUGCCACACAGAACUGGCCAGCUGAACAUUGUGGGUGUGGUGUACAACCUGGCUGCGGCUUCCUCUGGAGAGACGGCUCCCAGCACUGAAGGCCAGCAGACGUCGGAUUUAAUGGUGGUUCGUGGCAGACAGGACCUGAAGAUCCAGGGCCCACGACUGAACCAGACCAAAGAGGACAAGAUGGUGAUUCGACAUGGUCUGGAUCGGCGUCUGGAUCCCAUCAUAACCCCACCCAUGCCCCUAAUGGAGGUCUUCUUCCUGCAGUUUCCCACUGCUCUGCUGUGUGGUGAGAUCAGGAAGGCCUACGUCGAGUUCUGUAACGUCAGCGGCGUUGCUUUGUGCGGCCUCCGAGUGGCGUCCACACACCCAGAUUUCUUCACCUUCGGCAGCCAGAACACUACUCCCCUCACGCCCGUCAGCCCGACCUCAGCCGAAAACUGCUCCGCCUAUAAAACCAUGGCCACGUCCCGGCACCCGGGCUCAGUGGCAGCUGAGGUGUUGGUCUCAGCGAAGGAUUUCAGCCAGCCGUCUGGUGUGAUGGAGAUCCCGAUAGAUGGUAGCACGCUGCAGCCGGGGGAGACCACACAGCUGCCUCUCUGGCUCAGAGGACCAGACCAGGAGGGAGUCCAUGAAAUCAACUUCCUGUUCUACUACGAGAGCACAGAGAAAGGAAUGAAAAUCAGUCAUCGGGUGUUGCGUCACACAGUGUUCAUCUGUGCCAGUCGCUCUCUGAGUGUGCAGGCGUCGGCCUGCCGCAGCAGCGUUCCUCCACAUCACAGCCUGGAUGACAAAAGCAGCGGUGGAACGCUGGUCUUCAUUGAUGUGGAGAACAUCAACACGAGUGAAGCUGGUGUGCGCGAGUUCCACAUCAUCCAGGUGUCCAGCAGCAGUCAACACUGGCGCCUCCACAAGUGUAUCAACCCAGCCAAGGAUAAAGACUGUAAACUCACCAGCAGAGAAAGAGCCAAGCUGUGUUUCAGGGCCACACGAUGCAAGCCCCACCAAGCUUCCUCGGGUGUCGUUGAGAAAUACACUUUUGCAGACCUGAAUCUGGGAAAUGAACGGAUCAUCAGUUCCUCCACACCCUGUGGAGAUUUCUUCUUCCGUGGCUGUCGAACAUCAGAGACUCCGAAAGUGGAGGCGGUAUCAUCCAGGACAACAUCCAGCAGCAGGAGUCAGGUUUCUGACAUCACCAGCAUUGUGAAGAAGUGUAAUGAGCUGGACCUCAACAUAAUCGUCAUCUGGAAGGCCUAUGUGGUAGAGGACAACAAACAGCUGAUCCUAGAAGGCCAGCUCCAUGUGGCGCUGCAGACCAUCGGGAAAGAGGCCAGUUCUCUGACUCCCAAAGAGGAAGCUCAAGAGAUGGUGCUGCUCAAGUUUAAAGCAGAACUACCUACUCCAGUCAUCCUGCCCUCUGCAGAGCUGUCCCAACUCAUCAAGACCAACCUGCACUACCCCGAGACCUACACACAUCCGUUUGUCCAGGAUAGUCUCUGUGUGGUGCCGGUUACUCUGACUCUGUCCAACUGCUCCUUGGCUCAAGUGGAUGUCAUCAUUGACUUAAGGCACAAAAGCACCAGCCCAGAGUCUCUGGAGGUCCACAGCUCGUUCACCUGGGUGGGUCAGACCCAGUACAAGCUGCAGCUGAAGCCUCAGGAGGUGCUGUGCCUGACUCUGCGAGCCUGUUUCCUCCAGGCGGGAGUGUACAACCUCAACACGCCGCGAGUCUUCGCCAAGCUGACCGAGCAGGGCGCCGUGUGUGAGACGAGUCAGCAGACGGCUAGUCCUGCUCUCAUUAUCAUCAACAACGCCUGAGUGGAGCAUCAUGGGACCUGGACUCUGAGUCCUCCACACACACACACACACACACACACACACAUAUACAUACACACGACAUACUUGUUCUUCUUGAUUGAUACUGGACAGCAGGAAACUGAGAUGUUUGUACCGAUUACUAAAAUAGAAAAAGGUGUAUUUAAAUGAAACCGUUUAUAGAGAUUGAUGAGUUUAUGGACCUCAGAACUGUUUAGUUUCUUCAUCCGAGCAUCAACCAGUUUCACUUGCAUGUUACUUUCUCUGUAGGACGCCCUCUGAUCAACACACAGGUUUACCCUCCUCCAGUACCACACACACACACACACACACACACACACACCUGCCACAAGCACCUCAAACAUCCGCUUGUGUUUGGAAGCUAACAACAGCAAGGUCAUCUGUUCAGACUGGUGCUGGUGUUAGACCAGGAUGUUGACUCUGUAUAUCAGGGUGUGUGUUUGUCCACGUUGAGCCUCAUCACCAGAGUGCUCUCAUCACUGGGAUACAUCCGUUUGUGUGUGAUUGGUUCAGUUCAGCUGGACUGGCCUUCAGCUCCAGACUCUGGACUGAUGCAGCAACUUCAGAUCUAAAACUAAAUGUAACUGUGGAGGGAUGAGAUGUCUGACUGAGCAGUAGUUACUGUGACAUUCUAACAAGAGCUGUUUACAUCCUGAGUAUUGUACACCUCACCACCCCGUCGUACUGCCCGCUCUCUGUGUGAUAUUGACAGUACAACACACCACCAUGUCCUCGUGUACAAGAAGUUCAUUUUCAAAGAGUCAGCCAAUCCAAUCAGCAUACCCCCCCCGACCCCUUCCCCAAACCAGUGUAUUUAACCUCACCCUAUUGUGAUUGAGCUCUUGUAUGCAUUGACUUGACAGCUUUUCUGGAAAUUAUGUAUUAUAUUUAUAUAACAAAUUGGUUGUAAAUAGAAAAUAAAACUGUAACUAAUGAUACUGUAUCA